This is a messenger RNA of Nematostella vectensis (starlet sea anemone), 2024 nucleotides long. Its product is annotated as ectonucleoside triphosphate diphosphohydrolase 2. Gene Ontology annotation, biological process: nucleoside diphosphate catabolic process. The transcript has 2 exons. The coding region runs from base 120 to 1412 and encodes 430 amino acids. Gene Ontology annotation, molecular function: GDP phosphatase activity; UDP phosphatase activity. The record is from RefSeq and is a predicted model, not a curated record. Gene Ontology annotation, cellular component: membrane. NCBI's taxonomy places the organism in Eukaryota, Metazoa, Cnidaria, Anthozoa, Actiniaria, Edwardsiidae.
GCUAUUAUGAGCGUGUGUCCAAAAAAAACUGGCUCAUCAGGACUAGGAAAACUCUUAGCCAUGGAUGAUUAACCUCGAAUUUGGUCAAAGAAGCAAAAGUGACAAAGAAGUCAGCAGCAAUGUGGAUAGGAUUACUGAUUUUGGUGGUCACUUGGACGGGAAUCAGUGAUGGGGCGACCAUAGUGCAAACCACAGCAAAACUCCACUUGUGCAAGCCCGACUGCACGGAAUACGCCAUCACGAUAACCCCCUCCAUUCACGGCGUCCACCUUAGAGUGUACAAAUUCCAUCGCCGAAAACACAUCGUCCACCCUUCAGACAUCAAGCAACUCAAGCCAAGACAAAGUUUCUACGAAUGGGACAUCAAAGCCGCUAUGAAUAGUUCCUGCCAUCUGGUGGAAGCUCUUCAAAAACUCACCAAGGCUGCGACAAAAGUCAUUCCCAAAUCCUACCACCAGACAACGCCAAUCUAUGUCUUCAUCCCUUAUACUGUCAAACAAACCAUGAAAGGAAUGUUCCCUUCCUCUUUCUACGGGCCGUUGAAGCAAUUCCUCGAUGAUCCAACUCAGCACCCCUUUCUGCCGACUUUCAGUCAGUCGAUAACUGUCAUUAAAUGCGAGAUAUUGGCUUUGUUUCAAUGGUCGACGUUGAAUUUCCUUCGCGGUGCUUUUUUGCAUGAACAUUUUAAAGGUACAACAGAUGUAGUGGGAAUGAUCGACUUUGAUUUUAACAUGAAGGUCUCAAUUGGUUUUGAGACUAAUUCUACGAGCCACAACAUUACGGAGAUUCUGACCAUUUACUCAACGCCGCAUUUUGUCGUCGCCAAAUCAUACACGAAAAGAGGUUAUGACCAUUUCUUAAAAGCGUACUUCGAUACCAUUGUCUCCCUUGUUUCCAAAAAACAGCUAGCUUCCAAGAAACCUUUAAAAAGCCCUUGUUCGCCCACGGGAUCUUUACUGACGGUAACCAAUGGAACAAGCACAAGGCUCUACAUUGGAACAGGGAACAUCAGCCACUGCAGACAAGUUCUCAAGAAAACAAUCGACACAUUCAAGCUCGUAGGACAAAGUCCUUACGCCAUAGAGGGGGCAGCCUCAGCCAAGCUUUACGGUCUACCGGAAACAGCAAACGUCUUGAAGAAGAUAGGCUGUAAUGAUUGUGAAGUCAGCUUUACUGCCACCAAAAUUGACAAAUUGGCGCGCGCGUAUUGCAGCAAGAAGACAAAGGCCCGCGGUACGGAAGUCUGCGCAAACGCGAACUUCAUCUACGUUAUGAUAACCCAAGUGUACCACAUCCCAAAGGAUACUAAAAUUUUUGUGGCGAAGAAGGAGUAUAACGGGCUUGAGAUGACAUGGGAGUUAGGGGUGCUUAUACAUAAGAUGAAUAUGCUACUGGAUUCGAUGAAACCUUGAUGAUUCUCAGGCAACAAGUUCUUUUUAAGCCAAAGUGAAAAUUGCACAUUCUUCUUGGUCCAGCACAAAAGCCUUUUAUUUUUCUAACAUAUCUAAUAUAAUAUUUAAAUGAUGAACUGAACUUAAUGUAAGAACUAAUACAAAUUACUCGGAUUUUCUUAUAUUUCAAAAUACUAUGACUGCGAAAAAUAAACAUGGGAAAACUCUCUAUAUAUUCAGAGCAACUUGUUUGAUCGGUGAAGCUACUGUAGAAACGGAACAAAACAAACAGCGAAAAAUAAAUUGGGCAUCACCUUUCUAUAUUCAGGUCAAUUUAAACAUUGAUAUUAUUUUACUGCUUAUGGGUUGCUUACACAGAAAAGGAAAUGAACUCGACACCAGCACCCAUUUCUUAUCUUGCCAAUCCAUGGAAAAAACACUGUAGAUAGGUUUGCUUAAUUUAGAAACCGAUGUGAAACCAUAAAUGAACAGAAAUAGAAAUCGAUGUGGAUGAAACCAUAAAUGUACAGGACAAGGGAUCUACCCCUUUCUUCAGGACCUCAACCAUUUUUGUGUCUCUGAUAAGCUUACUGAAGUCGAUUCUGAACUUGAUGAAACCACCAAUGAACAGGA